AUGAAUGAUAUCGCUGCCAUCCUGGGAGUAAACACCACUAUCGAAGCCGUGGACACCGAGAAUGCGGCUUUGGCAGUGCACUAUCACAUCUUGACCCGCCUCGUGGGGACGUGUUUGGUUAUAUAUAUAGCUUGGCAAUAUUUAUUGAGAAUUGGAGCGCUAUGGAACUCUCAAUUGGAGCCUCCGAUGCUGCCAUAUUGGAUCCCUGGCAUUAGCCACAAUAUUUCAUUCUUUAGAGAUGUCGAGAAACUAUUGGUUGCUGCAAGAUCAUAUUUUAGGAUCCCUGCACAGCCCUUCAGUGUCUUAAUCGGUGGUCGUCGGAUGUACGUGAUUCUUGACCGUCGCGAUAUUUCCGAGACCCAUCAGAAAACGAAAGAGCUGCACUUUGAUGCCUACAUCGACCAGUUCAUGCAAUAUGUCUCAGUCUCCAAGGAAGCCAGAGAUGUCCUAUGGGGGGCUACCGUUACCGAGACCUCAUUGUCAGUUCCUAAUUCUCUUCGAUCGUGGAUACGUACAGAUAUGACCCGAGCUUCAUCUCAAAGAUUCUUCGACGAGUGCUUAUCAGAGCUCAACAGCGUCAUGCAACAAGGUAGCCCCCUCACAACAGGGAAUAGUAACGAACACGACAUGUUCACGUGGGCUAGCGACAUCAUGGUCAGAGCUUAUACCAAGAACUUCUUCGGUGCUGCUCUUAUUGAGAAUUCGCCCGGACUUGUCGACGACUUUCGCGGAUUUAAUCGUCAGACAUGGAAGCUACUCUACAAGUACCCAAGGUUUCUAUCGAGGUCAGCUUGCGACUCGAGAGACGCGGCUAUCGACGCUCUAGAGCGAUAUUUCGAAAUGCCGCAGGGCCAAAGACUAGAUGCAGCUCCGGAUAUUGCUGCCGUUCUGUUCCAACUAUACUGGGCCAUGAACGGAAACCCAUCGGUCUUUGCGUUCUGGCUUCUUGCCAGAACUCUAUACACACCUCAUCUCAAAGAGGACAUUAAGAGGGAGGUCGCGCCAGCUUUCAAGAAUGGUAUGCACCAGGAGCCUGAUGUUGAAUAUCUAAAAGGUUGUGCCAAGCUCAACGCGACAUACCACGAAACAAUGCGACUCCACAGCAGCUCAUCCAGCUUUCGACGCGUCGUCCAAGACACGACAGUCGCCGGUUUCCAGAUCAAAACUGGUAACGAUGUAAUGAUGCCGUAUCGGCAACUCCAUCUCAACAAGGAAUACUGUGGCGAAAGUGCGGAGCAAUUCGACAUCGACAGAUUCGUCCAGGACCCGAAGUUACGUUCCGCCAGAGAGUACAAUCCAUUUGGUGGCGGUACGACAUUAUGUCCAGGAAGGCUUUUGGCGCGACAGAUGGAUUUGGUUUAUCUUGCGAUCCUUGUCACGCGUUAUGAUAUUGGGAUUGUUGGGGGAUGUGAGAGCCAGCCUUUUCCGGAGGGGAAUGAUAAGCUACCGUCGCUGGGUAUCAUCUCUCCGAAACCGGGGCAUGAUGUUAAGAUCUCGGUGAAAGAUGUUAGGGUAGACUAA
This is a messenger RNA of Fusarium mangiferae, 1521 nucleotides long. RefSeq lists its product as uncharacterized. The record is from RefSeq and is a predicted model, not a curated record. Lineage: Eukaryota; Fungi; Ascomycota; Sordariomycetes; Hypocreales; Nectriaceae. Gene Ontology annotation, molecular function: iron ion binding; steroid hydroxylase activity; oxidoreductase activity, acting on paired donors, with incorporation or reduction of molecular oxygen. The transcript has 5 exons. The coding region runs from base 1 to 1521 and encodes 506 amino acids.